GCCCGGCGGGGCUCACGCGGCUGUCCCCCGCGCGGCAGGGCCCUGGUAGGCGACUCCCGGGGCCCGGCUGGCCCGGCCAUGCCGCUGGAGACUCUGGACGCGCUAUAUGUGGCGCUGGAACUCGCCAUCGCCGCGCUGUCGGUGGCGGGCAACGUGCUGGUGUGCGCGGCGGUGGGCACGUCUAGCUCGCUGCAGACUCCCACCAACUAUUUUCUGGUGUCCCUGGCGGCAGCCGACGUGGCCGUGGGACUGUUCGCCAUCCCCUUUGCCAUCACCAUCAGCCUGGGCUUCUGCACUGACUUCCACAGCUGCCUCUUUCUCGCCUGCUUUGUGCUUGUGCUCACUCAAAGCUCUAUCUUCAGCCUCCUGGCCGUGGCCAUCGACAGGUAUCUGGCCAUCUGCGUCCCUCUCAGGUAUAAGAGUUUGGUCACUGGGACCCGAGCAAGAGGAGUCAUCGCAGUGCUCUGGGUCCUUGCCUUUGGCAUUGGAUUGACUCCAUUCCUGGGGUGGAACAGUAAAGACAGUGCCACCAACAACUGCACGGAGUCCUGGGAUGGAACCGUGAAUGAGAGCUGCUGCCUUGUGAAGUGUCUCUUUGAGAAUGUGGUCCCCAUGAGCUACAUGGUGUACUUCAACUUCUUUGGAUGUGUCCUUCCCCCACUGCUCAUCAUGCUGGUGAUCUACAUCAAGAUCUUCAUGGUGGCCUGCAGGCAGCUGCAGCGCAUGGAGCUGAUGGACCACUCCAGGACUACCCUCCAGCGGGAGAUCCAUGCCGCCAAAUCCCUGGCUAUGAUUGUGGGGAUCUUUGCUCUGUGUUGGCUACCAGUACAUAUCAUCAACUGUUUCACUCUUUUUCAGCCAGCCCAGGCUAAGGACAAGCCCAAGUGGGCCAUGAACAUGGCCAUUCUCCUGUCACAUGCCAAUUCAGUGGUCAAUCCCAUGGUCUAUGCCUAUCGGAACCGAGACUUCCGCUAUACUUUUCACAAAAUCAUCUCCAGGUAUGUUCUCUGCCAGGCGGAUGGCAAGAGCGGGAAUGGGCAGGCUGGGCCACAACCUGCACUCAGUGUGGGCCUAUGACCCAGGCUCUGGCCUCUUGGAGGGCAAAGCCUCCAAAGGAUAGGAUACAAUUGACUGAUCCUGUGAAAGACAGCUACACCUCCCAAGCAUCUGGGCUCUCUUCUGAGCACUUGUCUGGAGUUACCACAUAUCUAGCUAAUAUGUACAUGCUGUUAGUAGACUCUAAGUGUCAACAAAUGUAUUUAUGAUUGUUCGGCUGCUCUUAUUGUGUGGAUGAUGCUGAUGACUUGAAUGGAUUCUAAAAGACUUUUAUUUUUGAGUCUGCCUGAUUCAUGGAAGAAAAUGACUGAAACUCUUUUACUGUGAAUACUGUGAACUAUUUUAAUGCAAAUAUUUUUUAACUUAAAGGCAAUGGAAGAAUAAAAAGUUGGUUGUUCUAAUGUAAACUUGUUCCCAGAAAGGCUACCAAGAAUACUAAAAAUGUAAUUCUUUAAUCAAGAAACUGCUGUAUUAAUCUGGGGAUGAUAGUCUCCUAAAUUCUUAAGCAGAAUUAUCAUCAAGUAACAAUUUUAGGCUCCAUUCUAUUCCAUAUACAACUGUACUCUAGAGGAAGAACCUGGACAAACAGGGUUCCCUCCUCUACUGGAUUCCCCCUUUUAGAGCUAGGUACUGAAUUUUAUUUUUCUCCUAAGUUCAAGUUUGGCAAAACUGUUGGAACUCAAGAGUGUGAGAA
Molecule: messenger RNA, 1750 nt
Organism: Urocitellus parryii (Arctic ground squirrel)
Lineage: Eukaryota; Metazoa; Chordata; Mammalia; Rodentia; Sciuridae
Gene: Adora2b
Product: adenosine A2b receptor
Biological process (GO): G protein-coupled adenosine receptor signaling pathway; vasodilation; adenylate cyclase-activating G protein-coupled receptor signaling pathway
Cellular component (GO): plasma membrane
Molecular function (GO): G protein-coupled adenosine receptor activity
Source: RefSeq, a predicted model, not a curated record